AACACAAUGGGACGUCUGUCUCUGCUCCUGGUUGUCACUCUCUCCCUGCUCACCUGCCAGGUUUUGUGCUCCGGAGUGUUUGAGCUGAAGCUGCAGGAGUUUCUCAACAAGAAAGGGGUGACGGGGAACGGCAACUGCUGCCCCGGAGGCUCCGCUCAUCCGCAGGGCCACCAGCAGUGUGAGUGCAAGACUUUCUUUCGGAUCUGUCUGAAGCAUUACCAGGCCAACGUCUCCCCAGAGCCUCCCUGCACCUAUGGCGGGGCCGUGACUCCCGUCCUCGGCUCCAACUCCUUCCAGGUGCCGGAGACCAAUGCGGACACCUUCACCAACCCAGUCCGUUUUCCCUUCGGCUUCACAUGGCCAGGGACGUUUUCACUAAUCAUUGAAGCUCUGCACACUGACUCCCUGGACGACCUGACAACAGACAACCCAGAGUAUCUGAUCAGCAGGAUCACCACUCAGCGUCACCUCACUGUGGGAGAAGAAUGGUCCAAGGACAUGCAGACAGCCGGCAGGACGGAGCUGCGUUACUCUUAUCGCUUCCUAUGUGAUGAGCACUACUACGGCGACGGUUGCUCUGUCUUCUGUCGGCCACGAGACGAUGCAUUUGGGCACUUUACCUGUGGCGAGCGUGGGGAGAUCAUAUGCAACUCUGGCUGGAAGGGACAGUACUGCACUGAACCAAUCUGUCUUCCUGGCUGUGAUGAAGAACAUGGCUUCUGUGAUAAACCAGGAGAGUGCAAGUGUCGUGUGGGCUUCAGUGGGCGUUACUGUGACGACUGCAUCCGUUACCCGGGCUGCCUCCAUGGCACCUGCCAACAGCCCUGGCAAUGUAACUGCCAGGAGGGAUGGGGCGGGCUUUUCUGCAACCAGGAUCUGAACUACUGUACGCACCAUAAGCCCUGCCUUAAUGGAGCCACCUGUACCAACACUGGCCAGGGAAGCUACACUUGCUCCUGUCUACCUGGAUACACAGGUGCCAGCUGUGAGAUCCAGGUCAACGAAUGUUCUGAAAACCCCUGUCGUAACGGAGGCAGCUGCACUGAUAAUGACAAUGGCUACAAGUGCACCUGCCCACCUGGUUUCUACGGUAACAAUUGUGAGUUGAGUGCCAAUACCUGUGCAGAUGGGCCUUGCUUCAAUGGCGGACGCUGUGUCGACAACCCCGAAGGUGGCUACUUCUGUCAGUGCCCCAUGGGAUACGCUGGCUUCAACUGCGAGAAGAAAAUUGACCACUGCUCCUCCAACCCCUGUUUAAAUGGUGCAGAUUGUGUGGAUCUGGUGAACUCUUACCUCUGUCAGUGUCCUGAGGGAUUUUCUGGUCCUAACUGUGAGGACAGCAGCAGCAGCAUCUCUGGUUUCUGUCUGUCCUUUCCUUGUCAGAACGGUGGGACGUGUCAGGAGGGUGUGAACGGCUACACCUGUACCUGCCCUCCAGGCUAUACCGGCAAAAACUGCAGCUCCCCCAUCUCCCGCUGCUAUCACAACCCCUGCCAGAACGGAGCCACCUGCCAUGAGCGCAGCGGCCGUUACAUGUGCGCUUGUGUGCCUGGCUACGGUGGUCACAACUGCCAGUUCCUGUUACCACAUAAACCCGGGCAUCAGCCAGUUGUGGAUGGACCGGAUCGGCGAUAUUCUCCUUCAGGAAAUGGAAAUGUUGAAGACGAGGAGGAUGACGAAAGCAGAUUCCCAUGGACGGCUGUGUGCGCCGGUGUCUUCCUUGUUCUUGUGAUCCUGAUCGGCUGCUCAGUGCUGGUGGUGUACGUUCGGGUCAAACUGCAACAGCGGCAAAGUCACCACAGUGACAGUGUCCACAGUGACAGCCACGAGACCAUGAACAACCUGACGACCACAAACAAUUGUCUCCGCACUGACAAGGAACUGGGCGCUACAGUGACAAUGUCAAUUAAAAACACCAAUAAGAAGGCAGAUUAUCAUUCAGACCUCGCUGGGUCGCUGGGCGGUCUUAGUGGAAUCAGCGGGCUCAACGGAUCAGAGAAGAACGGCUUUAAGACUCGCUAUCCCAGCGUGGAGUACAACCUGGUCCACGAGCUCCGGCCUGAGGAGCUGUUGCUGUGUAAAGAGGAGGAGCAAGAUGAGCCAGAGGUCAAAUGUGAAAUGCUGGAUGAGUUCGACUCAGAGGAAAGACACAGGAAGAGACAAAACAGUGAUGCAUCAGAAAAGAAACAUGUGGAAGAGUCGCCAAGCUGCAGCGAAGCAAAGUAUCAGUCAUCCAGUGAUCUGAACUAUCAGGCAGCAAGUGACGUCAAAUACCAGUCAACCAGUGAUGCUGAAUACCAAUGUCCUAGUGACAGCCGGUACCAGUGUACCACCGACACCAAAUACCAGUCCGUUUAUGUCAUAUCGGACCAGAAGGAUGAAUGUAUCAUUGCUACAGAGGUAUGAUACCAGUCCAGACCAGAUCAGAGGGGACCAGUUUGCUCUGGUUGAGGGCGGUCCACCCACACCAGCCCUGAGCAGUAGAGCUCAGCUUGUCUCCAGGAGGUUCUACUCCUGCUGUUUGCUGCUGUUCCCUGGGAUUUACCGGAGGACUUUGAGCCAAGGUGCUGCUGAGCCAGCACAGAGUCAGUACCAACUUGGCGAGGACUUAGUACUAAUGUAGUGCUACGGGUGAAUACUGGACAUUUUUGAUCCUCAUUGGAUGAUGGUCUAAUACUGACUCAGUGCUAUGGACGAAGUGCCAAAAGACAGUGCUAGCAAUUGUACAAAUUUUGUACAGAAACAGUGCUGAACGAGUACUCGUGCAGUCAAACGAUGACUGCUGGAGAACUGAUAAAGAGCUUGCUCGAUGUCUGUUGCAGUACUGGAUGAUUUACUGCUCGUACCAGGAUGAACUCUUCUCUCCCGAUAAACAGUGGAGUAUUGACUUCGAUGUUGACCGAUGAUAUUGUAGUACCGUGGAGUACUGAUUGAAUGAACAGUGUAGUACCUUUGGAGUACUGAGAACUUUUGAAGUACUGUUGUAGUACUGUUAUGUGCUGUGGUUUUACAA
This is a messenger RNA of Seriola dumerili (greater amberjack), 3013 nucleotides long. It is a transcript of the gene dld, whose product is annotated as delta like canonical Notch ligand 1. The record is from RefSeq and is a predicted model, not a curated record. NCBI's taxonomy places the organism in Eukaryota, Metazoa, Chordata, Actinopteri, Carangiformes, Carangidae. Gene Ontology annotation, molecular function: calcium ion binding. The coding region runs from base 7 to 2406 and encodes 799 amino acids. Gene Ontology annotation, biological process: cell communication; establishment or maintenance of epithelial cell apical/basal polarity; heterophilic cell-cell adhesion. Gene Ontology annotation, cellular component: plasma membrane; protein-containing complex. The transcript has 12 exons.